Messenger RNA from Mya arenaria, 7757 nucleotides. Its product is annotated as mucin-2-like. Lineage: Eukaryota; Metazoa; Mollusca; Bivalvia; Myida; Myidae. The record is from RefSeq and is a predicted model, not a curated record. The annotation marks the transcript as partial. The transcript is spliced from 10 exons.
ACUAUCGAGACCACUACUGGUUUACCUAACACAACUACUACAGAGACCACAACUGGUUUACCUAACACAACUACUAUCGAGACCACUACUGGUUUGCCUAACACAACUACUACAGAGACCACUACUGGUUUGCCUAACACAACUACUAUCGAGACCACAACUGGUUUACCUAACACAACUACUACAGUGGCCACUACUGGUUUGCCUAACACAACUACUAUCGAGACCACUACUGGUUUGCCUAACACAACUACUACAGAGACCACUACUGGUUUGCCUAACACAACUACUAUCGAGACCACAACUGGUUUACCUAACACAACUACUAUCGAGACCACUACUGGUUUGCCUAACACCACUACUACAGAGACCACUACUGGUUUGCCUAACACCACUUCUACAGAGACCACAACUGGUUUGCCUAACACAACUACUAUCGAGACUACAACUGGUUUGCCUAACACAACUACUACAGAGACCACUACAGGUUUGCCUAACACCACAACUACAGAGACCACAACUGGUUUACCUAACACAACUACUAUCGAGACCACUACUGGUUUGCCUAACACCACUACUACAGAGACCACUACAGGUUUCCCUAACACAACUACUACGGAGACCACAACUGGUUUACCUUACACAACUACUAUCGAGACCACAACUGGUUUACCUAACACAACUACUAUCGAGACCAUUACUGGUUUGCCUAACACCACUACUACAGAGACCACUACUGGUUUGCCUAACACCACUUCUACAGAGACCACUACUGGUUUGCCUAACACAACUACUAUCGAGACUACAACUGGUUUGCCUAACACAACUACUACAGAGACCACUACAGGUUUGCCUAACACCACUACUACAGAGACCACAACUGGUUUACCUAACACAACUACUAUCCAGACCACUACUGGUUUGCCUAACACCACUACUACAGAGACCACUAGAGGUUUCCCUAACACAACUACUACAGAGACCACAACUGGUUUACCUAACACAACUACUAUCGAGACCACUACUGGUUUGCCUAACACCACUACUACAGAGAUCACUACUGGUUUGCCUAACACAACUACUACAGAGAUCACAACUGGUUUACCUAACACCACUACUAUCGAGACCACUACUGGUUUGCCUAACACCACUACUACAGAGACCACUACAGGUUUGCCUAACACAACUACUACAGAGACCACAACUGGUUUGCCUAACACAACUACUAUCGAGACCACAACUGGUUUACCUAACACAUCUACUAUCGAGACUACUUCUGGUUUGCCUAACACAACUACUAUCGAGACCACUACUGGUUUGCCUAAAACCACUACUACAGAGACCACUACUGGUUUGCCUAACACAACUACUAUCGAGACCACAACUGGUUUACCUAACACAACUACUAUCGAGACCACAACUGGUUUACCUAACACCACUACUAUCGAGACCACUACUGGUUUGCCUAACACAACUACUAUCGAGACCACAACUGGUUUACCUAACACAACUACUAUCGAGACCACUACUGGUUUACCUAACACAACUACUACAGAGACCACAACUGGUUUACCUAACACAACUACUAUCGAGACCACUACUGGUUUGCCUAACACAACUACUACAGAGACCACUACUGGUUUGCCUAACACAACUACUAUCGAGACCACAACUGGUUUACCUAACACAACUACUACAGUGGCCACUACUGGUUUGCCUAACACAACUACUAUCGAGACCACUACUGGUUUGCCUAACACAACUACUACAGAGACCACUACUGGUUUGCCUAACACAACUACUAUCGAGACCACAACUGGUUUACCUAACACAACUACUAUCGAGACCACUACUGGUUUGCCUAACACCACUACUACAGAGACCACUACUGGUUUGCCUAACACCACUUCUACAGAGACCACAACUGGUUUGCCUAACACAACUACUAUCGAGACUACAACUGGUUUGCCUAACACAACUACUACAGAGACCACUACAGGUUUGCCUAACACCACAACUACAGAGACCACAACUGGUUUACCUAACACAACUACUAUCGAGACCACUACUGGUUUGCCUAACACCACUACUACAGAGACCACUACAGGUUUCCCUAACACAACUACUACAGAGACCACAACUGGUUUACCUUACACAACUACUAUCGAGACCACUACUGGUUUGCCUAACACCACUACUACAGAGACCACUACUGGUUUGCCUAACACAACUACUACAGAGAUCACAACUGGUUUACCUAACACAACUACUAUCGAGACCACUACUGGUUUGCCUAACACAACUACUAUCGAGACCACAACUGGUUUGCCUAACACCACUACUACAGAGACCACUACUGGUUUGCCUAACACAACUACUAUCGAGACCCCAACUGGUUUUCCUAACACAACUACUAUCGAGACCACUUCUGGUUUGCCUAACACCACUACUACAGAGACCACUACUGGUUUGCCUAACACAAUUACUAUCGAGACCACUCCUGGUUUGCCUAACACCACUACUAUCGAGACCACUACUGGUUUGCCUAACAAAACUACUAUCGAGACCACAACUGGUUUACCUAACACCACUACUACAGAGACCACAACUGGUUUGCCUAACACCACUACUACAGACACCACAACUGGUUUACCUAACACAACUACUAUCGAGACCACAACUGGUUUGCCUAACACAACUACUAUCGAGACCACUACUGGUUUACCUAAUACAACUACUACAGAGACCACUACUGGUUUACCUACCACCACUACUACCGAGGCCACUACUGGUUUACCUAACACAACUACUACAGAGACCACAACUGGUGUACCUAACACCACUUCUACCGAGACCACUACUGGUUUACCUACCACCUCUAAUACCGAGACCACAACUGGUUUACCUACCACCACUAAUACCGAGACCACAACUGGUAUACCUACCACCACUACUACCGAGACCACUACUGGUUUACCUAACACCACAACUAUCGAGACCACAACUGGUUUGCCUAACACAACUACUAUCGAGAACACUACUGGUUUAUCUAGCAUCACUUCUAUAGAUGCCACAGGUAAAAAGGGCACUACUGGUUUGCAUACCACCACUACUACCCUGACCACUACUGAGUUGCCUACCACCACAACUAUCGAGGCCACUACAAGUCUGCCUACCACCACUACUACCGAGGCCACUACUGCUUUGCCUACCACAACUACUACCAAAGCCAGUACUGGUUUACCUACCACAAAUGUCACAGGUAAAAAGGGCACUACUGGUUUGCCAACAACCACUACUAUCGAGGCUCCUACUGCUUUACCUAGUAUCACUUCUAUAGAUGCCACAGGUAAAAAGGGCACUUCUAGUUUGCCUACAACCACAACAACUACCGAGGCCACUACAAGUUUGCCUACCACCACUACAAUGGAGGCCACUACUGGUUUGCCCACCACAACUGCUACAGAAGCCAGUACUGGUUUACCUACCACAAAUGUCACAGGUAAAAAGGGCACUACUAGUUUGCCAACAACCACUACUACCAAAUCCACCACUAGUUUGCCUCCCACAACUACUACAGGGGCUCCCACUGGUUUACCUACCACCACUACUACCGAGGCCACUACUGGUUUGCAUACAACCAUUACUACUGAGGCCGCUACUAGUUUGCCUACCACUACUACUACCGAGGCGACUACUGGUUUGCCUACCACCACUACUACCGAGGCCACCACUAGUUUGCCUACCAUCACAACUAGCGAGGCCACUACUAGUUUGCCUACCACCACUACUACUGCUUUACCUAGCACCACUUCUACAGAUUCCACAGUUAAACAGGGAACUACUGGUUUGUCAACAACCACUACUACCAAAGUCAGUACUGGUUUGACUAUCACAACUACUACCGAGGCAACUACGAGUUUGCCUAACACAAAUACUACCGAGGCAACCACUGGUUUGCCGACCACAACUACAACCGAGGCAACAAGUGGUUUGUCUACCACCACUACUACCGAAGCCACAACUGGUUUGCCUACAACAAAAACGAGCGAGGCCACUACUGGUUUGCCAACCACCACAACGAGCGAAGCAAGUACUGGGUUGCAUUCCAGCACUGCUACCAAAGCCAAUACUGGUUUGCCUACCACCACUACUACCGAGGCCAUCACUGGUUUCAAAACACCCAUUAUUACGGUGGCCACCACUGCUUUUCCUACCACUACUUCUACUGCGGCCACUACUUGUUUGCCUAUCACUUCUACUACCAAGGCAACUACUGUUUUGCCUAUCACCACUACUACCGAAGCCACAGGUAAAAAGGGCACUAUUGGAUUGCCAACAACCACUACUACCGAGACCACUACUGAUUUGUCAACCACAACUACUACAGAGGCCACCACUGGUUUGCCUAGCGACACUUCUACAGAUGCUACAGGUAAAAAUGGCACAACUGGUUUGCCAACAACCAUUUAUACCGAGACCAGUACUGGUUUGCCUACCACAACUACUACAGAGUCCACCACUGGUUUGCCUACCACCACUACUACCGAGGCCACCACUAAUUUGCGUUCCACAACUACUUCUAAAGCCACCACUAGUUUGCAUACCACUACUACUACCGACGCAUUUUUUGGUUGGCCUUCUAUCACUUCUACCGAGGCCACUACUGUUUUGCCCAGCACCACUUCUACAGAUGCCACAGGGAAAAACGGCACUACUGGUUUGCCUACCACCGCUUCUACCGAGACCACUACUGGUUUGCCUACCACAACUACUACAGAGGCCACCAAUGGUUUGCCUACCACCACUACUACUGAGGCCCCUACUAGUUUGCCUACCACUACUACUACUACCGAGACCAUCAGUGGUUUGCCUACCACCACCUCUACCGAGGCCACUACCGGUUUGCCUAUCUCCACUUCUACCGAGACCACUACUGGUUUGCCUACCACCACUUCCACCGAGGCCACUACUGGUUUGCCUACCACCACUACUACCGAGGCCACUACUGGUUUGCCUACCACCACUACUACCAAGGCCACUACUGGUUUGCCUACCACCAUUACUAUCGAGGCCACUACCGGUUUGCCUACCACCACUACUACCAAGGCCACUACUGGUUUGUCUACCACCACCUCUACCGAGGCCACUACCGGUUUGCCUAGCUCCACUUCUACCGAGACCAUCAGUGGUUUGCCUACCACCACCUCUACCGAGGCCACUACUGGUUUGCCUACCACCACCUCUACCGAGGCCACUACCGGUUUGCCUAGCUCCACUACUACCGAGACCAUCAGUGGUUGGCCUACCACCACCUCUACCGAGGCCACUACCGGUUUGCCUAGCUCCACUUCUACCGAGGCCACUACUGGUUUGCCUACCACCACUACUACCAAGGCCACUACUGGUUUGCCUACCACCAUAACUAUCGAGGCCACUACUGGUUUGCCUACCACCACUACUACCAAGGCCACUACUGGUUUGCCUACCACCACUACUGUCGAGGCCACUACUGGUUUGCCUACCACCAUUACUAUCGAGGCCACUACUGGUUUGCCUACCACCACUUCUACCGAGGCGAAUACUGGUUUGCCUACCACCACUACUACCAAGGCCACAUCUGGUUUGUCUACUACCACUUCCACAGAGGCCACCACUGGUUUGCCUUACACCAAUACUUCCGAGGCGACUACUGGCUUGCCUUACACAAUCUCUACCGAGGCCACCACUGGUUUGCCUACCACAACUACAACCGAGGCCACCACUGGUUUGCCUACCACAACUACAACCGAGGCCACUACUGGUUUGCCUACCACCACUACAACCGAGGUCACUACUGGUUUGCCUACCAUCACUACUACCGAGGCCACUACUGGUUUGCCUACCAUCACUACUACCGAUGCCACUACAAGUUUGCCUACCAUCACUACUACCGAGGCCACUACUGGAUUCCCUACCAUCACUACUACCGAUGCCACUAAUGGAUUCCCUACCAUCACUACUACCGAUGCCACUACAAGUUUGCCUACCAUCACAAAUUACGUGGGCACUACUGGUUUGCCUACCACCACUACUUCUGAGGCCACUUCUGGAUUGCCUACCAUUAAUACUACGGUGGCGACUUCUGGUUUACCUACCACCAGUUCGAACGAGGCCACUACUAGUUUGCCUACCACCAUUACGAGCGAGGCCACAACUGCUUUGCCUACCACCACAACUACCGAUGUCACUACUAGUUUGCCUACCACCACUACUAGCGAAGCCACUUCUGCAGAAUUCACUGCUGUGCCUUCAAACACAACCACACGGAUCACUUCUGUCUUGCUUUCUUCCACUUCUACAAAGGCUACUACAUUCUCGCCUACCACGACUACUACAAUUGUCACUUCUUCCUUGCCUUCCACCAAUUUUCCAACCAUGAAGCCAAAUUUGGUGAGCGCAGUGGUUGUGUUUAACUUCACACUUGUGAUCCAAGCAGAGUUUACAGACAAGCUCGGUCAUGAUGUCAACUUUAAUGCCAAUUUUAGGAGUCUGCUGAUGAAGACGAUGUUUAAUAACAUUCCACAUGUAAACUUCACAGUCAGUUACAGUGCAGGAAGUAUACGGUGUCACAUAGCGACGACAGUGCCACAAGAGAAACCGGGGAUCGCACAUGAAACCGUGAAGGCACUAGAAGAUAUCCGAAUCAAUACUAACGUCGCAAGAAACGUCAUUGCCACAAAUCUGACUCACCUUUUAACAAAGGUCCUCCAUAUCAAUAUCAGCGAGGACGCUAUUGGAGUCAACAACUUUGUGGAAGAGAUAGCGGGAGAAAAGGAGGCAUACGAACAGUCUCCCGACCCCUGUUCCUACUUUCGGUCAGACGUGUGCCCGACCACCGCCUACUAUUUCACGUGCGCAGGGAAUGGAUCACCAUCGUGCAGACACAAAUGCGAGGGGCCGAAUGGGCAGGGCUUAUGUGGGGAUCAUGGCACGUGCUUCUUUGGUCUCCAAGACAAGGCACUGGCUUGCAAGUGCGAGGUGACAUCAUGGCACGUGUAUCACGGCGCGCAAUGUGAGCAGACGACAGCGACACUUUGGUUCGUGUUGGCGGUAUCUCUUGGUACAGGAAGUGCUUUCCUGCUGAUUCUUGUAACCAUCAUUAUUUGGCUCUGCAUACGCCGCCGACGAGAUAAAAAGACGCACGGCGUCAGUCUGUCUGAUGACUUGGACUGGGAAUUUUUUGGGUCCGGAGGGAUUGGGACGCUUAGGGACCUCAGUUUCCGGUCACGCCCCGAUAAGACGAGCCCCCUUUACGGCCGAUUCCACAGACAACCGGGACAUGUCAAUGAGACAUUUGAACCGGUGUUCAGCGGAAGUGGCCGACGGCGGGCGGGCAUGUACCUCCCGACAGAACAAGAAGCUGGCGCCUCAAACGUGCCUUCCUUUCUUCGUAUCGACACCACCGCUGACUAUUCCAUACAACGACCGACAGUUUCGCACGAACCAUUGGGCGCCUACAGAAACCUCUACUCAGAUGCAUAUAACACAGAGUUUCCGACAGACACACGCCCUAAGCCAUCAGCUUCUAGCAUGGACAUUUGAACAAUGCUUUAGUUACCAUGACACUGGAAGUUUAAUAUAAGUUGCGCGCGCAUAACCAGCUGGCCUGAGCAUGCGCAAACAUAUUAUAGUGCUUUGGUACAUUUUGUGUCAUUAUCAUUGAAGCAUAUUGUGAUAUUCCCUUUAUUGUAUUUCGUUUGACGGGGAAUAUAACC